AUGUUCCAUUUUUGGGACAAAAAAGAAGCAUUUUCGGAGAAAAUUCUAUUCUCAAGAGCUCUUCUUGGUUUCGGAGCAUCGGAAGAAGUGAUGGCGUGCCUUCGUCAGGAGAGGUCUCGAGUGGAAAAUCCAUCUCAGACGAUUGUGAACGUGGUGGCCGAGAAUCCGGCAUAUCUGCACUGUAGUGUGCCGCCGGAUGCCGAGCAUGAGAUCGCCUGGACCCGUGUCUCUGAUGGUGCCAUUCUGACUGCGGGAAACCGUACCUUUACAAGAGACCCAAGAUGGCAAGUCUCCAAAAAGUCAGCAAAUAUUUGGGUGCUGAAUUUAAGACGUGCAGAGCACCAGGAUUCGGGAUGUUAUCUGUGUGAAAUCAAUGAUAAGCAUAAUACAGUAUACGCAGUUUAUUUGAAAGUGUUGGACCCGCCUCUUCCCUCCCCAGCUUCGCUGCAGAAAAAAUCAACAAAACUAAUGGCGAACAUGUCUGGAGAUGAAGUUGUGCUGAAUUGUACAGUAACCUCAACUGAUAAGACUGAUAAUGAUAUUGAUGUGGUUUGGACGAGAGAUGGGAAUUCAAUCAAUUUCAAUAAUACUGAAACUACUGUAGUUUUUGAGUUAUGCGCCUUUAAAGAAAGGAUACCUGCUUCAUGUAGCAUUGCUAUCAUUAGAGACGCAUAA
Molecule: messenger RNA, 675 nt
Organism: Caenorhabditis briggsae
Lineage: Eukaryota; Metazoa; Nematoda; Chromadorea; Rhabditida; Rhabditidae
Gene: Cbr-zig-8
Product: Protein CBR-ZIG-8
Exons: 6
Coding region: 1-675 (224 amino acids)
Biological process (GO): synapse organization
Cellular component (GO): neuron projection membrane
Source: RefSeq, a predicted model, not a curated record